Messenger RNA from Lytechinus variegatus (green sea urchin), 2835 nucleotides. RefSeq names its product importin subunit alpha-1-like. The record is from RefSeq and is a predicted model, not a curated record. The transcript has 14 exons. The coding region runs from base 189 to 1751 and encodes 520 amino acids. Gene Ontology annotation, molecular function: protein binding; nuclear import signal receptor activity. Gene Ontology annotation, cellular component: nucleus; cytoplasm. Gene Ontology annotation, biological process: NLS-bearing protein import into nucleus. NCBI's taxonomy places the organism in Eukaryota, Metazoa, Echinodermata, Echinoidea, Temnopleuroida, Toxopneustidae.
UUUCGGCUCUUUAAAUACGGCGCAUCAUUGGAACUUCAUUUCAGAGUUCGAUAUCGGCACGAGCAGAUAAAUUUCAGCUUUGAAAAUACCACCAAGCAACUAAGGUCUAUUUCCAAACAGAAUCCAAGGUCUGAAUUCAUUCCUGCAAUCUUCUUCCUUUACUCGCUGAGCUACAUAACUGAAACAACAUGCCUGGAAUUGAGAAUAACAGGCUUAAGGCCUUCAAGAACAAGAACAAGGAUACUUCUGAACUACGAAGAAGGCGUAAUGACAUGAGUGUUGAGCUACGCAAGGCCAAAAGAGAUGAACAGAUGCUCAAGAGAAGGAAUGUUAACACAGAAGAAGAGCCAGUUAGUCCCUUGCAAGAAAAGAAACAGCCCACUGUUCAGAUGACCAUUCCAGAAAUCUGCAAAGCAAUUGCUUCAAGUGAUUCCACAACACAGUUCAAUGCAGUACAAACAGCAAGGCGAAUGCUGUCUCGUGAACGUCAGCCUCCAAUUAAUCCAAUCAUCAAAGCAGGACUAGUGCCUAAAUUUGUCAACUUCCUUGGCCACAGUGAUAACCCAACAAUGCAAUUUGAAGCUGCAUGGGCCUUGACCAACAUUGCCUCAGGAACCCCAGAGCAAACCAAGGUUGUUGUCAGUGAAGGUGCUAUUCCAGCCUUUGUCAAGCUUCUAUCAUCAUCCCAUCAGAAUGUGUGCGAGCAGGCUGUUUGGGCCCUUGGCAACAUUGCUGGUGAUGGUCCAGAAAUGAGAGAUGUAGUGACACGCCAUGGUAUCCUCCAGCCUCUGUUGGAGCUCUAUCAACCAUCCACCCCUGUUCCAUUCCUGCGUAACGUUACCUGGACAUUGUCCAACCUCUGUCGCAACAAGAGUCCACCCCCAUGUGAUGAGGUGGUGUCUGGUGUUCUCCCUGUACUUCAGUCCCUCAUCCACCAUUGUGAUAAAGAAAUUGUUGCAGAUGCCUGUUGGGCUCUUUCUUAUCUCACAGAUGGCAGCAAUGAUAGAAUUGAACUUGUCAUCAAGGCUGGUGUUGUGCCUAGAGUUGUUGAACUUCUGAGGAGCAAUGAAAUCUCAGUAAUAACGCCUUCUCUAAGGACAAUAGGAAACAUUGUUACAGGAACUGAUGAACAAACACAGACUGUAAUUGAUUGUCAAAGCUUGCCAGUGUUUGUCAGCCUCCUACAACAUCCCAAGCAGAACAUCCAGAAAGAAGCUUGCUGGACCAUUAGUAACAUCACCGCAGGCAAUGUACAGCAGAUUGAGUCUAUCGUCAAUGCUGGGCUCCUUCCCCCACUUGUUGGUGUUUUAGAAAAGGGUGAAUACAAGAGCCAGAAGGAAGCAUGUUGGGCAGUGACCAACCUGACCUCAGGAGGGUCAGUAGAACAGAUUGUACAGAUGGUCCAAGCUGGUUGCAUCAAACCACUCUGUGAUCUUCUAAAUGUCAAGGAGGCAAGGAUCAUCCAAGUCAUUCUAGAUGCCCUCAAAAAUAUCCUUUCUGCUGCUGACAAGCUUAAACAGCUUGACAUUGUCUGCGAAAUGAUUGAGGAAGCCGAGGGCCUGGAUAAAAUUGAAGCACUUCAACAGCAUGAGAAUGAGAAUGUCUAUGAGAUGUCACUUGAGAUCAUCGAAAAGUACUACUCACCACAGGAAGAGGAAGACGUGACAGUUGCCCCAUCAACAACCAACAGUGGAACAUUUGAAUUCUCAGCUCAGCAAGCCACAGCUCCACAGGAUGGUUUUGCAUUUUAAACCGAAUCUGUCUUAAUGCUUCCCUGUCAAAGAAGUGUGUUUUCAGAUGGUGUUGAAUAAUAUUCCAUCUUGUUCAGAGAUAUAACAUUUUGUGGAUGUAUUUGUCUAUUGUGUAUAAAUAUGUGGAAGCAUGUUGGUGCAGUCAGUUUUCGUGCUAUGUCUCCUUGCAGUUCCAAUAACAUUUUCAAUUCUAUGCAUGUGGCGAAGGGAGAUGUAAAUAUGAGGUUAUCUACAAUUCGUGUGCAAAGUCACACCUUGUAUCUUGUCUUGAUCGGAUCAGAGUUUGAAGAUUAUCUUAAUUGUGAUUUCAUUGCUGGGUUUGACCUGAGGAUUGCUAACGUGAAGCAACAUGCCAUAUUGAUUCCCAGUUUGUAAUAAUAUUUGGUCUUUUAGGCAUUUGUAUAAAAUGUUGUAUGUGGCACAUAUGACAGUAUUGACUGCUUGAAUUUCGAAAGUGCAUUUGGAUUGCAUAUGUUUAUAGAAUUCCUUCUUCGGUGAAGCGGUGUAAAUAGAUAGUAAAUGAUUAAGCUCAGAAUAAUAAACUUAUCCUGCCAUUAAUAAUCAUCUGAACAUGAAAAUCUAAUAUGAUAGAGUUUAUCAAGCUGAUGAGAUGACCUAGAAUUGAUGAAAAAAAAGAUUGAGAUACAUGAAUGUGCAGCUUUUACUUUCUUCAAGUUGUGUCUAGUCGGUAUUACGCAAUCUUGAUGAAAUAGAUGGAUGCUGCAGAUGAUGCAAGUAUGUGUAUGUGUAACAUUCAUUUGGUGCCUUUUUUCAGUUGUAUGAAAAUCUUGUUACAAAUUAUUUUUUGUGUUGCAUUUAUUUCCAACAUGAUCAUUGAUGUGAAAGCUCAUACUUUACUGACAUUCCAAAUUUUUUUCUUACAGGAUAAAGACUGAAAUCUUUUACAUUUUUGUUUUCUAUAAACUAUGAUCAGCUAACACAAUUUUUCUCUCCACAGGUUUUUGUACACUUGUAUAUACAAAACAUUAUUUUGUACAAAAGAGCAAUAUUUAUGAAUUCUGACAGUCAGAACUUGAAAACAAAACUCAUUCACUUGCAGAAUAGCAAGAGCAAUAAACCACUU